Penicillium maclennaniae is the source of this 3495-nucleotide messenger RNA. Its product is annotated as putative RNA polymerase II transcription elongation factor (Ctr9). Bases 1 to 3495 code for a protein of 1164 amino acids. Gene Ontology annotation, cellular component: Cdc73/Paf1 complex. The record is from RefSeq and is a predicted model, not a curated record. Gene Ontology annotation, biological process: regulation of DNA-templated transcription. Gene Ontology annotation, molecular function: RNA polymerase II complex binding. The transcript is spliced from 3 exons. NCBI's taxonomy places the organism in Eukaryota, Fungi, Ascomycota, Eurotiomycetes, Eurotiales, Aspergillaceae.
AUGGCGUCCCUCGAAAAUGGCCACGCCAAUGGCUUGAAUGGAGACGCAUUGCCUCCAACAGCCUCAAUGGCUUCUUUUCGUUUCUCCGAUAUCCCUGACGCCAUUGAUAUUCCCGCCUCCAGCUUCGACAGCGAAGUCGAAGUCAGCCUCCUCGACCUCCCCGAAGAUCCGACCGAGCUUUGCACACUAUUGGAAAAUGAGAGAGCUGCCAAGAAUUUCUGGGUUAUCAUCGCCUUGGCUUAUGCUAAGCGAAAGCAAAUCGAUCAUGCCAUUGAUAUUUUGAAUAAGGGCCUGGCCUCCGUGGCCCACGGGGCCACGAAAGAGAAACUUGGUCUUUUGGGCUGGGUUUGCUGGCUGCUGAUGCUGAAGAGUCGUCAGGCCCCGAGAGUCGCGCCUGAAGGUGAACUUUACUCAGAAGCAAAGACUAAGGAUCACUACCUGCAGCUCGCGACCUCGACCUUGAACGAGGCGUCGCGUCUGAACCCGGCAUACCCGCCUCUGUUCCUAGCGCGUGGUGUCCUCUGUCUUCUUCGCGCCUCUUUAUAUCCUCCUCGGGCUGCUCGCCCAGGUGCCAUUGAUACCUCAGAAAGAGCGGAGGCUCUGCGUCAGGCAUUGAAGUGCUUUGAUGAAUCUUCAAAAGCGUUCGGCGGCCGCAAUAUCAUGGCUAUUCUGGGCCGUGCUCGUGCACACUACAUGCUGGGAAGAUACGCGGAGGCUCUUGAUGGCUACCAAAAGGUUCUGUUGAAGGUGCCUCACCUCACCGACCCCGAUCCUCGAAUUGGUCUUGGCUGCUGCUUGUGGCAGCUGGGCUUCAAGGACCAGGCCAAGACUGCGUGGGAGCGAUCGCUCGCGCUUAACCCCGAAUCUAAGGUCGCCAACAUCCUCCUCGCCGUGUAUUACCUCUACGAUAGCUCCCGUCGGUCCACCACAGAUCCUAUGUUCGGCUCGCUCUACAAGGUGGCCAUGACUCAGUAUACACAGAAGGCUUUCAAGCUGGACAAGGAAUAUCCUAUGACCUGCGCCCUGUUCGGUAGCUACUUCCUCUUGCGCAAGCAAUACCCGACGGUUGAGACCCUUGCCCGCAAGGCUAUCGAACACACAGACGUGAUGCCCAUUGCUAGUGAUGGCUGGUAUCUUCUUGGCCGCAAGGCUCAUUACGAAAGUGAUGUUACAAAAGCAGCGGAGUUCUACAACCGCUCCGACCAAGCUCGUGGUGGUGGUGAUAAGGGUUACCUGCCCGCCAAAUUCGGCGCCGUGCAGAUGCAGGUGACAAACAAGGACUUUGACGGUGCCAAGUUCCGUUUGGAGAAAAUUGUUCAGCAGUCUAGGAACCCAGAAGCCAUGAUCCUGUUGGCAGCGCUGCAUGCCGAGGAAAUCUUUGCUCUCCAGAAAUCGGGUAGCAAGGACGACAAGUCAUCCGAGAUCAAGCGCGCAAUUGGUCUUUUGGAGUCUGUUCGCUCGAUGUGGAAGGAUGAGAAGCUGAAAUUGACACCAGACGAGUCUGUUCUGGUGUAUCUCUCGCUCCUGGAAGAACUUCAAAUUGCCGGUAUUCCUGAGAGCGCUCGUCCGGAUAUUGACAACGCGGAUGAUUUGAAGGCUGCUCUUCGUGAAAGCCUGCCGCCGCAGCUUCUCAACAACAUGGGCUGCUUCCUCUACCAGAAUGAGAAGAUUGCCCUUGCUCGUGGCAUGUUCCAGUCUGCACUCAACGCAUGUGUUCAGUCAGAGGAGAGAGAAGACGGAUCUGACAACGACGCCCUUGUCACGACCAUCAGCUACAACUUGGGACGCACGUAUGAAGCAGCAGACAUGUGGGACGAAGCUAAAAAGGUCUAUGAGGGGCUUCUGGAACGUCACAGCAACUACACCGAGGCCAAUGCACGACUUACCUACAUUGCUCUGCGCCAAAGCCCCACGGACGAGGGCCCGAAGAAGAUGGGCAAGCUGUACGAAACGGACUCGUCCAACUUGGAGGUUCGUGCUUUGUUCGGCUGGUAUCUCAGCAAGUCCAAGAAGCGUGUGGUCAACCUCGCCGAGGAUCAGGAACAACGCCACUUCAAACAUACCCUGCAGUACCACGAUAAGCAUGACCGUUAUGCCUUGACGGGAAUGGGCAAUGUGCAUCUCCUCGCGGCCCGUGACAUGCGUCGCGAGACAGAGGCGGAGAAGGAGAAGCGCCGCACUACUUAUCGACGGGCCGUUGAAUUCUUCGACAAGGCCUUACAGCUGGACCCCAAGAAUGCCUACGCGGCGCAGGGUAUUGCUAUCGCUCUCGUUGAUGACAAGAAGGAUUAUAGCUCCGCCGUGCAGAUCUUCUCCAAGAUCCGCGACACGCUCAAAGACGCCAGCGUCUACCUCAAUUUGGGCCAUGUCUACGCUGAGCUUCGCCAAUUCUCGCGAUCUAUCGAGCACUACGAGACCGCCCUGGCCAAGGACCGCUCGCGUGAUGUUCAGAUCCUGGCCUGUCUCGGCCGUGUGUGGUGGCUCAAGGGCAAGCAAGAGAUGAACCUGGCUGCAAUGAAGACCGCUCUGGAUUACGCCCAGCGUGCCCGAGAAGUUUCUCCAAAUCAACUUCAUCUGCAGUUCAACGUCGCUUUUGUGCAGAACCAGAUCGCCUCUCUGGCUUACAGCCUGCAACCCACGCAAAAGAGCCUUCAAGAUGUGCAGGAGGCCGCCGAAGGUCUCAAGGAGGCUAUUGAGACCUUCGACCGUAUCUCUAAGGAGAAGAACCCCCCUUACCCCAGCCAAGCUCUGGAGCAGCGUGCCAACAUGGGUCGCACAAUCAGCAAACAGCUGGACCGAACCAUGCAGAGCCAGAAGGAGUACGAGGAGAAGAACGCCGCCAAGCUCCAACAGGCCCGCGAAGCCCGCGAGGCCGCACAGAAGAAGCGCGAGGAGGAGCUUCGCAAGGCACAUGAAGUCGAGAUGGAGCGCAAGAGGCGUAUUGCCGAAGAGCGCCAGCAAAUGCUCGAAGAGACUCAGCGGAUUGCUGCUCAACGCGCCGAGGCCGAGCGUGCCCGUGAACAAGCAGAGCUCACAGACGACUCCCAGGGUGACAAGGUCAAGCGCACGAAGAAGAAGCAGGCCUCCAAGCGCAAGAAGAAGGGCGGCGACGACUUUAUCGCUGAUGAUGAGGAUCAGGCCGAGCACAGCGCCGAGCCAGAAAGCGAUACCGAGACCGCACCCAAGAAGCGCCGUCGUCUUGAGCGGAGGUCUGGCGGUAAGGCUACCGCUCCCAAGGCGUCAUCGAACAAAUUCAAGAGCAGUGAGCGCGUCGUCGAUUCAGACGAGGAAGAAGAUGCUCCGACUCCAGGCGAAGGGCAGGAUGAUCUAUUCGGCGACGAGCCGAUGGCGGAGGAAGCUCCCCGUCGACGCGAAAAGGCAUCCCGUCGUAUUGCGGAUGAUGACGACGAGGAAGAGGAAGAGGAAGAGCCCAAGGCCGUAGAGGAUGAAGAGGAACUUUUCGGGGAAAAGGGAGACACGGAGAUGCAGGACUGA